AUGGGCUUCAAGGGGCCGGAUCCUGGAUUUACCUCCUCGCACGGGAACCUGGGGGGCGAGACCAGCCGGUACCUCUCGGACCUCUUCACCACCCUGGUGGACCUCAAGUGGCGCUGGAACCUCUUCAUCUUCAUCCUCACCUACACCGUGGCCUGGCUCUUCAUGGCCUCCAUGUGGUGGGUGAUCGCCUACAUGCGGGGCGACCUCAACAAGGCGCACGACGACAGCUACACCCCCUCCCGCCAGACCCCGGAGGGCGAAUUCCUCCCGCUCGAUCAGCUGGAGCUGGACGUGGGCUUCAGCACGGGGGCCGACCAGCUUUUCCUCGUGUCCCCGCUCACCAUCUGCCACGUGAUCGACGCCAAGAGCCCCUUCUACGACCUCUCCCAGCGCAGCAUGCAGACGGAGCAGUUCGAGAUUGUCGUCAUCCUGGAGGGCAUCGUGGAAACGACGGGGAUGACGUGCCAAGCCAGGACAUCCUACACCGAGGACGAGGUGCUCUGGGGUCAUCGUUUCUUCCCCGUUAUCUCCUUGGAAGAGGGGUUCUUUAAGGUCGAUUACUCCCAGUUCCACGCAACAUUUGAGGUCCCCACCCCACCGUACAGCGUGAAGGAGCAGGAGGAGAUGCUGCUCAUGUCAUCUCCCUUGAUAGCGCCUGCUGUGAGCAACAGCAAGGAGAGGAAUAACUCGGUGGAGUGCCUGGAUGGUCUCGACGAAGUCGGCACAAAACUACCCUCCAAACUGCAGAAAAUAACCGGGAGGGAAGACUUCCCCAAAAAACUCCUCAGGAUGAGUUCCACCACCUCUGAGAAGGCCUACAGCCUGGGGGAUUUACCCAUGAAACUCCAGCGGAUCAGCUCGGUCCCCGGGAACUCGGAGGAGAAACUGGUGUCUAAAACCACAAAGAUGAUGUCGGAUCCCAUCAGCCAGUCGGUGGCCGACCUGCCGCCCAAGCUGCAGAAGCUGUCAGGCGGCGGCCGGAUGGAAGGGAACCUUCCACCCAAACUGCGAAAAAUGAAUUCGGAUCGGUUUACAUAA
Molecule: messenger RNA, 1038 nt
Organism: Egretta garzetta (little egret)
Lineage: Eukaryota; Metazoa; Chordata; Aves; Pelecaniformes; Ardeidae
Product: potassium inwardly rectifying channel subfamily J member 3
Exons: 4
Coding region: 1-1038 (345 amino acids)
Biological process (GO): potassium ion import across plasma membrane; regulation of monoatomic ion transmembrane transport
Cellular component (GO): plasma membrane
Molecular function (GO): G-protein activated inward rectifier potassium channel activity
Source: RefSeq, a predicted model, not a curated record